This is a messenger RNA of Sphaeramia orbicularis (orbiculate cardinalfish), 1553 nucleotides long. Its product is annotated as SPRY domain-containing protein 3-like. The record is from RefSeq and is a predicted model, not a curated record. NCBI's taxonomy places the organism in Eukaryota, Metazoa, Chordata, Actinopteri, Kurtiformes, Apogonidae. Gene Ontology annotation, molecular function: protein binding.
GCGGGACAUCCGACGGCGCAAGUUGGACAUAAAGUGACAGAUUUCACCUCCUUAAAAUUGGACGAAAAAGCCACGGACGACGCGUUACAACUUGUUAAACAUUUGUAAUGAUUUUCAGACAUGGACGACAUAAAUCUACAUUAUCGUUUGUUGAACUGGAGGAGGCGAAUCCGCGAAAUUCGUGACGUGCGAGCUGUGCGAUACCGGGAGCGACUGAAAAGAAUGCUAAGAGAUGGAGACAUAAUCAGGUAUCAAGGAAACUCAGAUGAGGUUGGCUGUUUUGUGGCAGCCAGGCCGUUGUCAAAAAGAAAUCGCUAUUUUGAAGUGACCAUCAUCGAUACGGGAGUGAGGGGCAUGAUCGCUGUUGGUUUGGUUCCUCAGUUGUAUAAGCUGGACCAUCAGCCUGGGUGGCUGCCUCAUUCUGUCGCCUUUCAUGCUGAUGAUGGCAAGCUGUACAAUGGCAACACUGUAGGCCAGCAGUUUGGUCCAAAGUGCUGCAGAGGCGACAGAAUUGGCUGUGGUAUAUCACUGGACUCUGAAGACGGACAGUUAACUGUGUUUUUUACCAAGAAUGGAAAGGAAGUAGGCAGUGUGGAAAUCCCAGUGUCUCCUGAUGCUCUGUACCCUGCUGUGGGUAUGCACUCUUUGGGGGAGGAAGUGCUGCUGGACUUGCACGCUGAAUGGGGGAUGGAGGAGGAUGAUGGACUGAUGAUAGUGGACAGUCAUGAAGAGGACUGGGCUCGUCUCCAUGACGUCAAGGUGACGGGCACGAUGCUGGAGUAUGUGGGGAAAGGGAAGAGCAUCGUGGACGUGGGUUUGGCUCAGGCACGUCGGCCUCUCAACACACGCUUCCACUACUAUGAGCUGGAGAUCACAGAUGCUGGAGAAAAGUGUUAUAUCGCCCUGGGGCUGGCACGCAGGGACUAUCCAAAAAAUAGACACCCAGGUUGGAGCAGAGGGUCUAUAGCUUAUCAUGCAGAUGAUGGAAAGUUGUUUCAGGGCAGUGGCGUUGGAGACGCCUUCGGCCCACGCUGCUUUGAAGGUGACAUUAUGGGCUGUGGAAUCAUGUUCCCACGAGACUACAGCCUUGAUUGUGGAGAUGAUGAAGACGACUGGGACCUCGAUGUGUUUCCCACCAGUGAGGUUCAGAAUGACUUGUAUGCAAACGAAGAUGAGGAGGAGGAAGAAGGAGAAGAUGUGGAGGGGACAAAAGUCAUGGUUUUCUUCACCCGAAAUGGAAAGGUGGUGGGUCGAAGGGAGGUGGCCUUACCAGCAGGAGGCUUCUACCCCACCAUCGGUAUGAUGAGCACUGGGGAGAAGGUCAGAGUGGACCUCCACCCCCUCAGUGGCUGAAGUAAAAGCUGAGUGGGGAAUCUAGACCAAGGAAGGACUGAGGUUCAAAUUUAUGAAAAAAAAAAAAAAAAAAAACGGGCAAAAACAACUGUUACAGUUGCAUCAACUCUCCAAGACCUAAUGUCAGAAGUCACUCCAGAGUAGAGGUUCCUCAUGCUCUAAGAAUGUUUGAAUGUGCUGGCCAAUGUUGUAUAUUUAUA